AUGCCUGAACAAUCGAUUGAAAAACUCAAGAGUCUUAUCAAAGAUAUCAAAUAUUGCAUGCUUGCCACUUGGACCACAAGCAAACUUGGAGAAAAGUACAUUCAUUCAAGACCUAUGAAUGUCUUGUGGAAAGAAGAUGCCCUUGCCGAACAAAAAUUGUACUUGUUCUCAUCAAAGGACUCUUGGAAAAAUAAGGAAAUUGGCCAAAAUCAUGAGGUGAAUCUUGCGUUUUCAGAUCCAAACAAUCAAACCUAUGUUUCGUUGGCAUGUACAUGUUAUUGUGACGACUCAAACAGGGAGCUUAUGAAAGAGCUGUGGAAUCCUUAUUGCGAGAUUUAUUUCCCAAAGGGUGUCAAUGACCCAAAUCUAUGUCUCUUGGUUUGUGACAUUCACCAUGCAGAAUAUUGGGAUGUCAAACAAGGAUCCAUGAUGAGCCUCAUUACAUCUUACAUCAAGGCAGGUCUCGGAAUCAAAGAACCAAUUUCACAAGAGCACGAAAAAGUUGUUCUUCAAAACAUUUAG
This is a messenger RNA of Naegleria lovaniensis, 522 nucleotides long. RefSeq lists its product as uncharacterized. NCBI's taxonomy places the organism in Eukaryota, Heterolobosea, Eutetramitea, Acrasida, Naegleriidae. The coding region runs from base 1 to 522 and encodes 173 amino acids. The transcript has 3 exons. The record is from RefSeq and is a predicted model, not a curated record.